AUGAAGUUUACUCUCUUAGGGAUACUUGUGCUCCUAUGCUUUGUUGGCUCUCUGACCAGGGCCCAAGAAGGACCUGUUUGCCCGAAGACAGAAACUCUUAGCCGUGCAAGUUUCCCGGAGGGUUUCAUGUUUGGUACCGCAACCGCAGCCUUUCAGGUGGAAGGUGCAGUAAAUGAAGGUUGCAGAGGUCCCAGCCUGUGGGAUAUCUACACGAAGAAAUUUCCACAUAGAGUGAAGAAUCAUCAUGCUGAUGAGGCCGUCGAUUUCUACCAUCGCUACAAGGAGGAUAUCCAGUUGAUGAAAAAGCUGAACACUGAUGGUUUUAGACUUUCUAUUUCGUGGCCAAGAAUAUUUCCCCAUGGGAGGGCUGAGAAAGGAAUAAGCAAAGAAGGGGUUCAAUUUUACCACGAUCUUAUAGACGAGCUCCUUAAAAAUGACAUAACACCAUUAGUAACGGUUUUUCAUUGGGAUACUCCUGCCGAUUUGGAAGAUGAGUAUGGUGGCUUUUUAAGCGAACGUAUCGUUCCGGAUUUUCUGGAGUACGCGAACUUCACGUUCCAUGAAUAUGGAGACAAAGUGAAAAAUUGGCUUACGUUCAACGAGCCAUGGGUGUUUAGCCGUUCGGGUUACGACGUUGGGAAGAAAGCACCGGGACGUUGUUCACCAUACGUCAAAGAGUUUGGACAUCUUUGCCAAGAUGGACGGUCAGGAUUCGAGCCUUAUGUCGUCAGUCACAAUUUACUCUUGGGUCAUGCAGAAGCAGUCGACGCUUUCCGAAAAUGCGAAAAGUGCAAAGGUGGUAAAAUCGGGAUUGCUCAUAGUCCGGCUUGGUUUGAACCGGCAAGUGAGGAGGGGCCUCAAAUAACAAUAGACCGUGUGCUUGAUUUCAUCAUUGGUUGGCAUUUGGAUCCUACCACGUAUGGAGAUUAUCCUCAAAGUAUGAAAGAUGCGGUUGGACCACGGUUACCUAGAUUUACAAAAUCCCAAAAGGCAAAGCUGAAAGAUUCGACAGAUUUCGUUGGAAUAAACUAUUACACUUCGUUCUUUGCAAAGAAAAACGAGAUUCCCGAUCGUCGGAACCCAACUUGGGCUACAGAUGCUAUGUUCGAAUUCGAACCCAAGACUGUAGAUGGGUCCGUUAAAAUUGGCAGCCAGCCCAGCACUGCUAAGAUGGCUGUACACGCAGAGGGUUUGAGGAAGCUUUUGAAAUACAUAAAAGACAGAUAUAACGACCCUGAGAUUAUAAUCACUGAGAAUGGUUACGGGGAAGACCUUGGCGAUAAAGAUACAGAUCAUAGCGUUGCUCUCAAUGACCACAACAGGAAAUACUAUCUCCAGAGGCAUCUUUUGGCUUUGCAUCAAGCUAUAUGUGAAGACAAGGUGAAUGUUACAUCGUAUUUCUUAUGGUCGUUAAUGGACAACUUCGAGUGGCAAGACGGGUACACGGCUAGGUUUGGUGUUUACUACAUCGACUUCAAGAACAACUUGACUCGUAUUGAGAAAGAAUCUGCAAAAUGGCUUUCUGAAUUCCUCAAACCGGGUCUGAAACCAUCAAAGUCGAAGCUCAACGAGGAGCUCUGA
Molecule: messenger RNA, 1581 nt
Organism: Arabis nemorensis
Lineage: Eukaryota; Viridiplantae; Streptophyta; Magnoliopsida; Brassicales; Brassicaceae
Source: the annotation of a GenBank genome assembly